Molecule: messenger RNA, 1409 nt
Organism: Teleopsis dalmanni
Lineage: Eukaryota; Metazoa; Arthropoda; Insecta; Diptera; Diopsidae
Product: solute carrier family 12 member 6-like
Exons: 10
Coding region: 327-1409 (360 amino acids)
Biological process (GO): chloride transmembrane transport; chemical synaptic transmission; potassium ion homeostasis
Cellular component (GO): membrane
Molecular function (GO): potassium:chloride symporter activity
Source: RefSeq, a predicted model, not a curated record
UGGUGAAAAUAAAUGUUUGUUCUAUUAAAAAAAAAUUUCGUAGAUGAGAAUGUAUUUAUCCUAAAAUUAUCCAUAUUUUAUAAAACAUUUGCAGAAUGCGUCACAUACCGCUCGCGUACAUAAAUUCGAGUGUAUGAAUGUGUGUGUGCGCCUCAUAUCACCGCUUCUACUAUCAAUUGGCUUGACUUCACAAUACGAUUUGUAUGCUAGAAUUUUUAGUUGUAAAUAGCAUGAGAUGCCGACAAAAUGUAUGACGAACGUACAAAAAUGUGUUUCAAUAUUUCUUCAUCCACUGUUUAUUUAUUUAUUAAUGAAUUUUCGGCAAAAUGCCGGAUAGAUUUAAAGUAAGCAAAGCAAAAGAAGAUGCAAAUAUAUAUCAGGAAGAUGAAGCGCAAUCGGACAAGUUACUUAAUGACACAAAUUACUUAGAUGCUGAAAGCCAAAAAAAUCAUGAAAACAACGAUAAAUCGAAAAUUGAUCCUAAUUUAUAUUUAUAUGAGGAUGAGUUAGAAACAAGACCGCAUAUAUCUAAAUUUAUUUCAUCUUUAGCUAACUAUGAAAAUACGAUACCUGCGGCGGCGGAUCCAGAUGCUAAAACACCAGCACCAUCAGCUCGUAUGGGCACGCUGAUUGGUGUAUUUUUACCGUGUAUACAAAAUAUAUUUGGUGUAAUACUUUUUAUCCGUUUAACAUGGGUUGUAGGAACUGCCGGAGCUGUAUGUGGAUUUCUGAUCGUGUUGACCUGUUGUUGUGUUACAAUGUUGACUGCAAUUUCCAUGUCUGCCAUAGCGACAAAUGGUGUGGUGCCGGCGGGAGGGAGUUAUUUUAUGAUUUCAAGAUCUCUUGGUCCAGAAUUUGGUGGAGCUGUUGGAAUGCUAUUCUAUACAGGGACAACAUUAGCCGCAGCUAUGUAUAUCGUAGGUGCUGUAGAAAUUGUUCUGACAUAUAUGGCACCGUGGGCUUCCAUAUUUGGAGACUUCACAAAAGACGCAGAAGCUAUGUAUAAUAACUUUAGAGUUUAUGGCACCAUUUUGCUUUUGUUUAUGGGCUUAAUUGUAUUCUUGGGUGUGCGCUUUGUAAAUAAAUUUGCAGCAGUAGCACUGGCUUGUGUAAUACUGUCAAUUGUGGCUGUUUACGUCGGUAUAUUUGAUAAUAUACAUGGUAAUGAAAAACUUUAUUUAUGUGUUCUUGGUAAAAGGCUGCUGAAGGAUAUACCAAUAGAAAAUUGCACCAAAGAUGAUUCAUUCCUCUAUGAUAUGUUCUGCCCUAAAGAUAAAUGCGACGAAUAUUAUUUAAAUAAUAAUGUUACACAAGUAAAGGGUAUUAAAGGACUCGCAAGUGGAGUGUUCUAUGAUAACCUAAUGCCUUCAUUUCUUGAAGUAAGUGAAGCAAUUUUAAAAAUUUUGUAG